AUGGUUCGAACAUACAAUUGGAAUCCAUCAACUCAAUCGACUUUACCACUUUUAAGUGAUUUAAUCGAUAAAGAUGAAAAAAAGAAGACAAAUUUGCUGCCAUUUAUAUCAAGCAGUACACAUACUAAGCAAUCUUUACAUAAUGACCAGUUCAAUAAUUCAAAUCAUAAAAAUAUUUCGGAAGGAAAUACUUCCAACAUUGCUGCCAAUGAAAAUAGUACUGCUAAUACUCUUCAGCACGUCUCACAUACUGAUAAUAGUCAUCUUGAAUACUCGAUGACAAGAUUCGAACCUCAAGUAGCUUGGUUACACCAAAUUCACCAUCAAUUUUUUCCUGUUUAUUGUCAUUUGCCUACUGGUUUUACCAGUAGCAUUUGCCCUUGCAGAUCACAUAUCUUUUCAUCAGAAACAACUACGCCAAUUAAGAGUGAGCAAAUGAGAAAUCUUGAACUUAGGCCUGUACAAAUUGGUGAUAAAAUUUACUAUGAACCAAUAAAGAAAAAUUCUGCGCUUCAAACUGAAUCAACAUCAUUUGUUUGUCAGCCAGUAAUCACAAACAGUAGUACUUCAUCAUCAAUUCCAAAGUUUUUUGAACCAAGAAAUCAAACGCAUCAAUCAUGUGCCUUUUUAUCAGAACCAGUUUCUACCUGGAUCACGUCAAAUUGCGAAGUAAAAUGUACAGAAAAGAAUGACAGUAAUAAACUUCCAACUUCUUGUGUCAAAAAUGCAACGAAUCAACUAUGGAGCAAUAACCAUCAUCUCCAAAUGAGGGAUGAAGUUCGUGAAAAUCCUUCUUGGUACAUACCUUCUUCGAUAAUACGAGAAGAUCCUGUAUUUGAUGGGUCAUUAAAUUCAAGUAAUAAAUUUUCAGCGUACAAUAGUACUUGUAGACAACAAUCGUUUUGUAAAACAUUAUCUUCCUCACGUGGAAAAGGAUACCAGAAAAUGAAUGCAUGUAAUACCACAGAGAAAUACAAACGUGAGUUACAACAACAAAUCGAGCAGAAUCGACGUCGAAAAGAAAAAGAACGUCAAAUGGAAAUGGAAUUGGAAAGAAGAGAGAAAGCAAAAUUGGAUGAAUACAGACAAAAAGUUGAACAAGAAAUGAUUGAAGAAAGAUGUAAAGAAGAAGAAAAAUUAUUGGUCAUAAAGCAUCGAACAUCUAGAAUGCUUGCCUUGCAGAACGUAGUUAAAGCAACAAUCCAAAGCCAAACAGCAAAUCAAUAUCCAGAAAAAUAUGGCGAAAAAAAAACUUCUUCAACAGCAGAAACAACUUUUUUGGAAUGGUGGGAGAAGAAAAAAAUACUCAAAAGUGAUACUGCAUCAAAAAGAUUGAUCAAAUCUCCAGUCAUUCCAGCUCUUAGAAAUAAGGACGAAGUUACUGCAGAUUUGAUUCAAAAUGCUAAUAGUGAGAUACCAAAAGAUGACAAAGACAUAUUCUUUUAUGUCCCAUCAGAUCAAUCAACUAGAUCACGCUCAUCGUCAAGACUAAGUGAACGCAGCUAUCAGUCAUCCAUGACUUCAAAGGGAACCCAUAGCUCAAAUUCAAUGCAUGAACCAGCACAGCAUGCUCAAAUGCGCCAAAUUUAUCAUCGUAAACAUCCUAAUCUUGAACAUUUGCAAAGGAAAAACUGA
Messenger RNA from Thelazia callipaeda (thelaziosis nematode), 1635 nucleotides. The record is from the annotation of a GenBank genome assembly. Lineage: Eukaryota; Metazoa; Nematoda; Chromadorea; Rhabditida; Thelaziidae.